Molecule: messenger RNA, 1518 nt
Organism: Adineta ricciae
Lineage: Eukaryota; Metazoa; Rotifera; Eurotatoria; Adinetida; Adinetidae
Source: the annotation of a GenBank genome assembly
AUGCAGUGUAAAACAUCAGGCAAGCAUNCUCUUCAGCCAACAACGACUCAUCAUUUUGAUCCAAUUCAAUUACGCCGGAAACAAUGUUCUUCGACACUAAUCGAUGAAGAUCUGCCAAUCUUAUCCAAUCCUAAUUUUCUCUCACCAUCGUCAUCGUCUUCCGGUUUUCGAAGUGACUCUCAUUCGUCAAGUAAUCCAACAUCACCAGCGAUUGAUGAAACAGAACAUGUCAACAAACGCGCGAAUAUCAUCAAAGAAAUCUACAGGACAGAGUCAGAUUAUAUCGGACAUUUGAAAAAUUUAGUCGACGGUUAUUUAAACAAGAUGCGUUUACAUACGGACUUAUUCUGUGACAAACAAAUUGAAUUAUUAAUGGGGAAUAUUGAAGAAAUCUACACAUUCCAACAAUCUUUUUUUCAAUUAUUAAAAUUAUCAAUCAACGAUCUUCAUCCACAUGAGAGUCUGAUUGGCAAAUGUUUUCUUCUUUACAAGGAGCAAUUUAAGAAAUAUUCGAAAUAUUGCAUCAACCAUCCCUUAUCUUGUUUAGAGUUGACUAAACUCGAAAACAGUCCAAUCCAUCGAAACUUUUUCGAAACAUGUCGAUUGCAAGCUAAUAUGAUUGAAUUGAAGCUAGAUGGAUUUCUUCUCACUCCGAUUCAGCGCAUCUGUCAGUAUCCACUACAGUUAAAUGAAUUGUUGAAGUGCACAUCAGCCGACCAUAAAGAUUAUCACAAUGUUCAACAAGCAUUGGAUACAAUGCGCGAUGUGGCGAGUUUUAUUAACGAACAAAAACGACGUAUGGAAUACGUGGAAAUCAUUCAUAAAUGGCAAAAUACAGUCGAAGGUUGGCAGGGAAAAGAUCUUCUUGAAACGAGCACACAAGGUCUCGGGCGUGCUGAUGCAUUUUUGUAUCAAAAUGAAAAGAGAGAAUCUGUGAUUUUGUUUCUUUUUGAUCACAUACUGAUCAUUUGUAAAAAGGAUCGACGGAAUACAUUGGUUUAUCUUGAUAGAGCUGAAUUAGACAAUGCGGAAAUAGAAGAUCUUACUGAUAGAAAAGAUGAUGAGAAUGUCGGAUAUAUAUCAUGUGCUUGGCGUUUAUACGAUCGAAUACAGAACAAAACAUUUUUAUUCGCUCAUCGUACACCGUUGGAUAAAAUUCAAAUGAUGGAUUCAUUGGAAUACGAACGAGCUUACGUCGAAGAAAAUCUCGUGAAAGGUUUAGAAAUUCCACUCUACACACGGUUAGCAACACUUAAAACUCGACAAUAUCUCAAUGAGAAUCAGUUCACAGUCAAAUCUUUAUCACCGGCGACAAAGCAAAAUCGCUCAAUUUCUGCUAUUCUUCGAACAAGUAGUUCGCCAGGUAGUAAUUUAUCAUCAUUGCUAACAACCGCUAUCGAUCAUACGCCUUUACCUCGACGCAAAUCAUCGUUGCCAAGAUUUGUGCGUUGUUCAUCACCAGACUCGUCGAUCGAUGACAGUUUUCGUUCCAUGAAGUCACGUUUUCGAUUUUGGUGA